AUGGAAGAAACGCAAAAAUUUAUAGUUUUUUUUUCCUAUGUCGGGAUGGGGUUCAACUUAUCAGGCGGACACGGAAGCAUCAAAGUAUCGACCUUCGCCGUAGAAACCUUUUCCACAUUUGUCCUAAAAAUGCAGGGAUCUGCUUACCAAAAGGAUAACCCCAACACUGUGGAGAACAGACUGAUGGAUUGCUUGCACGCCUUGGACUUGAUCCCCGGGGUGGACGAGUAGAUGACCCUACAAGACAUACAAAGGGUGUACGUAAAAGAGAUCAACAAAAGGGUGAAAAACAUGCACGUGAUCGACAUCCGCAGUGUUCCCAAUUCUUUUGACGCGCGGCUAAAUUGCAUACAUAGGACCUACUUAUAUUUCUUCAUUGACAAAAAUUACAACUUUGAACGAAUGAAGGAGGGCUGCAAGUUAUUCCUAGGGGAACACGAUUUUUCUAAUUUCUGCAAGAAGAGGAAAAACAGCACAUGCUUCAGAAGGACCAUCCUAAAAUUUGAGCUCAGGCUUAUGGACAAAAAUUUCCACUACUUCAAAAUAAAGGGGACGUCGUUUCUAUACAACCAGAUUAGACACAUGGUCGCCGCCCUCUUCCAAGUGGGCACAGGGAACCUGGAACUGGGGGACCUAGCCAGUAUGCUGAACAAUCAACCCUGUAGGGAUAAGAAUUUCAAAAUAGCCAACGAAGAUGGACUGCUGUUGUACUCCUUCAAAUUUAGCGACCUUAACUUUGAAGUCAAGGUUGACAAUCGUGUGUUUUCACACCUGAUGGAGAGGUACAUACAGAGUGCGGUAGUCUUGGUUUCUCUGUGCUACCCUCGGAAGGUUAAGGGACCGAAUUGCGACUUUUUUGAAGACAUCGUCGAUGGAGGUGGCCAUGACAAGGGCGAUGAGAAUUGCCCUCCUUAA
Messenger RNA from Plasmodium cynomolgi strain B, 915 nucleotides. Its product is annotated as tRNA pseudouridine synthase. The record is from RefSeq and is a predicted model, not a curated record. The transcript has 8 exons. NCBI's taxonomy places the organism in Eukaryota, Apicomplexa, Aconoidasida, Haemosporida, Plasmodiidae. Bases 1 to 231 code for a protein of 76 amino acids.